Messenger RNA from Penicillium longicatenatum, 1146 nucleotides. RefSeq lists its product as uncharacterized. The record is from RefSeq and is a predicted model, not a curated record. The coding region runs from base 1 to 1146 and encodes 381 amino acids. The transcript is spliced from 4 exons. NCBI's taxonomy places the organism in Eukaryota, Fungi, Ascomycota, Eurotiomycetes, Eurotiales, Aspergillaceae.
AUGAUUUCCAGAGGCCAUCGCAUUUUUCAAAUAUUGUUGGCUGGCUCAGUCGCUUAUCUUCUCUUCAUAUUACUCGGCAGCUCUCUGCAAGUUGCAUGGCCUAAACAACUGCCCUACCUUGCUCAGAGGACCUUUUCUUCGAGGACGUUCAGCCAUAUUCAAAACGAAACGCUCGGGUUUGAGCACAUCUACGCCAUCGGCUUACCGGAACGCACGGACAAACGCGACUUCCUUGGUUUGGCCGCCUCUUUGUCUGGCUUCAAGGUCGACUGGCUCGAUGGAGUUCGCCCGGAAAGCCUGAACCAGAAGGCUAUGCCCAAGGGCCUUGACAUAGAGACAACAAAGCCGACUAUUAUUGCGUGUUGGCGUGCCCAUAUGAAUGCUUUGAGAAAGGUUGUCGAAAACUCAUUCUCGACCGCUUUGAUCCUAGAAGAUGAUGCAGACUGGGACGUGAACAUCAAAAGCCAGCUCACCGAAUUCGCCCACGGCUUACACACAAUUCAAGGAAACAAGAAAGUGUCCCCCGAAGCUCCCUACGGAACUGACUGGGAUUUGCUAUGGAUUGGCACGUGCAUGACUGGACCAGCUCAGAACGAGACACACUUUUACGCCAUCCCCCAUGACCCCACAGUCGCAAGUGUCAAGCAACGAGUCAGAACGGAAGGAAUCCCAGAUAGAUGGCAGCAAGAUUUCCCCGUAGACUCAACUCGAUACAUCUAUCAUGCCGAAAAUGGAUGUUGCCUGUACGGGUAUGCCGUUUCCAACCGCGGGGCAAAACGUAUACUGGCUGCGCUGUCUGUUGAUCACCUGGACAUGCCCGUGGACAACUCUUUGAGUGAUAUGUGUGGUGGUGUCAGUGGCAGACCAAAGAUUGAUUGUUACAUCCCGUCUCCCGGCUAUAUUGGUACCCACAAACGGGCUGGACCCUCCUCUCAAGAUUCCGAUAUUGAGAGUGGCGAUGCUAGCAAGUUCCAUGAAGAGAGGUCGUGGAAUAUCGUUUACAGUGCCAAGCGAAAUAUACAUCGCCUUGUUGCUGGGGAACACAUAUUCCACAAUCAAUGGCGAGAUGAGCCUGAGCCGUGGCAGUUGGCGGAGGUAGACGUGGAUAAUUUCGAGCAUCCACAGGGCUUUCUUGUUGAUUUGUGA